Molecule: messenger RNA, 1956 nt
Organism: Cephus cinctus (wheat stem sawfly)
Lineage: Eukaryota; Metazoa; Arthropoda; Insecta; Hymenoptera; Cephidae
Gene: Hexo1
Product: chitooligosaccharidolytic beta-N-acetylglucosaminidase
Exons: 6
Coding region: 93-1889 (598 amino acids)
Biological process (GO): carbohydrate metabolic process; ganglioside catabolic process; glycosaminoglycan metabolic process
Cellular component (GO): membrane
Molecular function (GO): beta-N-acetylhexosaminidase activity
Source: RefSeq, a predicted model, not a curated record
AUUUUAAGAGUGAAAUGCUGUUAUAGAAUGUCGACAAGACCUGUAGAAUAUCAGUUUCGCAGUUGACUGUCGUCCUAACGACAGGUCUCAGUAUGUUCGUCAUAUUAUUAUUGGUUUUUGGAACUUUGCAGAUAUUUGGCGAUGCUCAUAAGAUCAAAUCGCCAUGGCAUUACGAGUGCUCUGCGGGUCUCUGCGAAAAAGCUGCAAUUUCUUCAAAUGUUAGUACACCAUUAUCUCUAGAGGUUUGUCAGAUGUUCUGUGGAGAGGCUGGGGCUAUCUGGCCAAAGCCUACGGGACAUCUUUCCUUAGGAAAUUUCGUCGUCCACCUGGACCCUGAAGCCAUAAAGAUUUCCGGUUUAAAUUCCACCUCGAAAGUAAGCACACUUCUAUCUAGAAGCGUUAACCUGCUGAAGAGCAAUGUACAGCGAUUAGGUGGAGGCGUAGCGAAUAAUAAAAACGGAAAGGCCCUGUGGGUUCAUUUUUCCGGCUCGUUGGUGAAAGACCUCAGUAUGCCCUUAGACAUCAGUGAAAACUAUACCUUGGAAGUGCGACAGCUUGAUGAUGGGACGGUCAAUGCCACGAUCGUCGCCGAGAGUUACUUCGGGGCCAGACACGGUCUAGAGACACUUUCACAGUUGAUUGUCUUCGAUGAUCUACGUUCGCAAGUUCAAAUAGCUCGCGACGUUAACAUCGUAGAUGGUCCCGUUUAUCCCUAUCGUGGAAUAACUCUGGAUACAUCUAGGAACUUCAUAGACAAAGCUGCCAUUCUGCGUACCAUUCGGGGCAUGGCUAUGUCCAAAUUGAAUACCUUUCACUGGCACAUCACAGACUCUCAUAGUUUCCCUUACGAAAGCAAAAGCUUGCCGAAUAUGUCGCAUUAUGGAUCCUACACUCCGCAAAAGGUUUAUACUUCGAAGGACGUUAAAGAAAUCGUCGAUUACGGUUUACUUCAUGGAGUACGAGUCGUUCCUGAACUGGAUGCACCGGCUCACGUAGGCGAAGGAUGGCAAUGGAUAGAUAAUGCACUGUUGUGCUUCAAAGCUCAACCCUGGAUGAACUAUUGCGUUGAACCUCCUUGUGGACAAUUGAACGUGUCUAAUGAGAAGGUAUAUGAAAUCCUGGAAACCAUCUACAAGGAUCUAAUACAUGAUUUCAAACCUGCACUCUUUCACAUGGGUGGUGACGAGGUGAGCACCAAGUGCUGGAAUUCUGUAGAGUCCUUCAAGCAAUGGAUGGCGACUAAAGGCUGGAACACUACUGGUGAUUCAGGUUUCAUAAAGGCCUGGGAAUAUUUCCAAACGAAAGCGUACGAUGCCUUGACACGUGCCAAUAACGGAAAAACGCUUCCUAGUAUACUUUGGACCAGUGGUCUCACUGAUGAGAAUAACAUUGAUUAUCUGGAUCCUAAUAAAUAUAUAAUACAGAUAUGGACAGAAUCGUCGGAUAAGUCUAUCGCUCGUCUUAUUAAAAAAAAAUUCAAAGUUAUUUUCUCGAAUUAUGAUGCUGUUUAUCUCGAUUGCGGAUUUGGUGCGUGGGUCACCAGUGGUAACAAUUGGUGUUCACCUUACAAGGGAUGGCAGCUAUUAUAUGAUAAUUCACCAUUGAAUAUUAUUAUCAAACAAGGGUUCUCUACUGCCGAUAAACAGUAUAUUCUUGGUGGGUCAGCAGCUCUCUGGACCGAACAAGCAGAUACUAGUUCCCUAGAUGGCAGACUCUGGCCACGUGCUGCUGCCUAUGCCGAAAGACUCUGGGCAGAACCAAGUUCCAGUUGGAUUCAUGCAGAGCAGAGGAUGCUGCGACAUCGUCAGCGGCUGGUUCAGAAAGGAAUACAAGCUGAUCAGCUCGAACCUGAAUGGUGUUCACAAAAUCAGGGCGCCUGUCCCCUUUAAACUUCCCUAUAUGUGAUACACUGUAAAUCCUAUUUGUCUGAAAAUAAAUUUUCUUGAGUACUUGAUA